AUGGCUGCAAAGGGAAGCAAGAAAUAUGGCUUAAUACUUAAUAAUAAAGUAAGUUCAAGUAAACGGGUAAUUAAGAAUACGAAUGUCCUUGGUGAUGAAUCUGAUAACGAGGAUGAUCAGAAACGUGUUGUAAAUGCUUCCAUAUUACAAGAGUCAUUUAAAAAGCAUCAACGUAAGCAGGUCCAGUUAGAACUGGAUAGAGCCAAAGCCGAAGAUCCCACGGUUUUCGAGUAUGAUAGUAUCUAUGAUGAAUUAGAGAACAAGAAAGUCGCUCGUAAUCCUGCUGUGAUUACCGAUAGAAAGCCAAAAUAUAUAGCUUCACUAAUGAAAUCGGCUGAAUUGCGAAAGCGUGAAUAUGAGCGAAUGACAGAAAGGAAAAUCCAAAAGGAGCGAGAAGCUGAAGGCGAUAAAUUUCAAGAUAAGGAAGCUUUCGUUACCGCACAUUAUAAGGAGAAGAUGUUGGAAUUAGCUAAAGAGGAGGAACGCAUUAAGCAGCAAGACAGAAUUGAUGAAUUAAACGAUGUGAAAAAACAAAGCGAUUUAAGUGGUUUCUAUAGACAUUUACUAAAUAAUACGUUAGCGAAGGAAGAGACGUCUGUAUCUCGAAAUACAAUUAAGUCAAAAGCGGAAGAUAAGGAUGCCAUCGAUAAUCAGCAGCAUACAAAUCAAUCCCGUGAUUCUAGCAGUAGUAAACCACGAAAUACUGAUGACAAACAGAGAUACAGAAGCAAAGCCGGUGACAACAGCGGAGAUGAUGAUGCUACCGAAUACUCAGAUCAUUCUAAAUAUAUUGACCGACAGGAUAACGAUCACAUGCCAAACAAAGUGAAUGACAUGAAGCGAAAUAUCGAUGAUAUAGGCGAAGCUGAAUCUAGUCGAUCUAAAUUUAGUAAGCAAGAUAAAUCAUCGGAAGUAGUUCAGGAGGAAGCUAAUAACAAGAAGAAUGAUACUAUUGCAACGGAAGUUUCAUCUGAAACCAAACAGACAGUGUUUGACCGCCGCAAUGUUACGGACACAGUAUCAGCUGCACGUGAGAGAUACUUAGCUAGAAAAAAAGCUAAAGACUCCGUAAAAGCGAUCUUCGAUGACGACACGAAAUGA
Trichoplax adhaerens is the source of this 1101-nucleotide messenger RNA. RefSeq lists its product as uncharacterized. Bases 1 to 1101 code for a protein of 366 amino acids. Lineage: Eukaryota; Metazoa; Placozoa; Uniplacotomia; Trichoplacea; Trichoplacidae. Gene Ontology annotation, biological process: regulation of alternative mRNA splicing, via spliceosome. The record is from RefSeq and is a predicted model, not a curated record. The transcript has 7 exons.